GCGCCCAGGUUGGUGAGUGAACGCCCUGCAGAUUAUGUCAGAUUGCGUGCAGAAACCAAACCAGCCCAGCCUUUGAACUUCACCGCUUUUGGCUCGUAUUCACGCUCUUCCGCUCAUUUCCAAGCCAGGUGCUUGACGACGAACCUCACAGAGAGAGAGAAAGUCGUGACAGAGGAGGAGACGGAAAAAAAAGUAUAUGUUAUUAUUAAUCCUGAUAAUAAUAAUAAGGCUGGAGACUUUUUUGAUGACCCCUGCAAACCGAAUGCGGAGCGUCGCUUUCACCUUGGUGGAUUUUUUCAACCUGCGCGCAUCUUGCAUGCGUGUUUUGGUUUUCCUCCAUGCCGCAGGUCUGACAGAGUUUUAAGCGGACUGCAGAGAUCGCGCUUCAGUGUUUCACUUCGGGAAGAACUGAACGGGCGCUGGAUCUUUCUUUACUUUUCCUCUCCGGUUCGUUUUUGAUUUUCCCAGGCGCUGAACAUCCUGGCAUGACCGAUACUUGGCAUUUACGCAGGUGAAGUUUGAAGAUGUCGAAGCCCGCUGAUCACAUCAAGAGACCCAUGAACGCGUUCAUGGUCUGGUCCAGGGGCCAGCGGAGGAAAAUGGCUCAGGAGAACCCCAAGAUGCACAACUCAGAGAUCAGCAAAAGGCUGGGCGCGGAGUGGAAGCUGCUGUCCGAGUCUGAGAAGAGACCGUACAUCGAUGAGGCCAAGAGGCUGAGGGCGCAACACAUGAAGGAGCAUCCAGACUACAAGUACCGACCCAGGCGCAAACCCAAAAACCUGCUGAAGAAGGACCGCUACGUCUUCCCCCUGCCUUACCUGGGAGACACCGACCACCUGAAGGGACUGCCCGUGUCGGCCGCUGACUCCCUCCUGGGCUCCUCGGAGAAAGCCCGGGCGUUCCUGCCCCCCACCUCCGCCCCCUACUCUUUCCUCGACCCGAGCCAGUUCAGCUCCAGCGCCAUCCAGAAGAUGACCCAGGAGAUGCCCCACACGUUGAGCACCAGCACUUUGCCCUACGCCUCCUCGCUGGGAUACCAGAACGGCGCGUUCGGGACCCUCGGGUGCCCCAGCCAGCACACCCACACCCACCCGUCGCCAACGAACCCGGGCUACGUCGUGCCGUGCAACUGCACGGCCUGGUCGGCGUCAAGUUUACAGCCCCCCGUGGCUUACAUACUGUUUCCAGGUAUGACCAAGACUGGGAUAGACCCCUACUCAUCCGCACACGCCACUGCCAUGUAACCCCCCCACCUUAAAGACUCUCACCCUGUUUUUAAAGUCAUUUGAAUACAGAGAUGCAUGUAAAUAAAACAGCGCGGCCCGUUAGAAGGCAUGAUCGGUGUUAUCUGAAGGGACGAAAAGAUGAAAAACUUUAAAUCCAACAAGUUCCUGAGAAGCAAAGGAGCUGCAGUUGGAUGUGAAGGACGGAGCGCAGUGAACUGUAAGAAAUGUAAAUGUUAUAACUUUUAUGGCAACCAGAAAAAAAAAAAUGGAGGCCUUUAACUUUAUUUAUUAUGUACAUUUCAAUGAUAUGCUGAUUUGUGUUGAUGAUUCUGAUGUAGGCUACACGUUUUAUUUGGAAAGGGGAGAAAAAUUUGGCUUUGACAAUUACAGAGCAAAUACCUGCGUUUGCAGAAUAAGUCUACUUUUUUUCUUUCUUUUUGCAAUUUUAGGAUGUGAAUCUGAAGAUAUGAUCAACAUUCAGACUCAUAGGCUGCUUUUUAUACGGGUUUAAUUGUUUAUAUUAAUCAAAAGUAAUAAAAAAAAAAGAAAAAAAGCAUAAAAGUAGACCGUCUAUUUAAGCUAAAAAAAAAAGAGGGCAAAGCAAAAUAUUUGGUUUUUACAUUUUUCCAUGUGGUUCAGUGAUAAUAUAGUCCCUAUCAUCAUUUCAGUUUUUAUUCUUUAGUUCAUUUUUUUUUUGAAUUCUUUUAAUUUUUAAGGAUAUCUUCAAAUUGAAUUCAAGGAGUUCUAUGUGUAUUUUCUAUCUGAGAUGGUACUUUAAAGCUGUCAUGUUAUGGAAAGGAUCCUGUAUGGUAGGUUGAUACCUCCUGCUCUUUGUUCAAGUGCUGAGCAAAGACUUUUUGAAUAAAGACAAUCUGUCUUCAACCAGAUCAAUUCCCUGCAUCUGUAGAUAUUAAUAUGAUAUUUGCUGUUUAAGCAGCUAAAAAAAUAAUAGAUCGGAAUAAAAA
Messenger RNA from Cyprinodon variegatus (sheepshead minnow), 2191 nucleotides. RefSeq names its product SRY-box 14 (gene sox14). Bases 525 to 1244 code for a protein of 239 amino acids. Gene Ontology annotation, molecular function: RNA polymerase II cis-regulatory region sequence-specific DNA binding; DNA-binding transcription factor activity, RNA polymerase II-specific. The transcript has 2 exons. Gene Ontology annotation, biological process: cell differentiation; regulation of DNA-templated transcription; anatomical structure morphogenesis. The record is from RefSeq and is a predicted model, not a curated record. NCBI's taxonomy places the organism in Eukaryota, Metazoa, Chordata, Actinopteri, Cyprinodontiformes, Cyprinodontidae.